AUGAAGUACCGAGCUAUUGUUGUAAGCAAGAGAAUGACGCCCUUUGGAAAGGACCAGAACAGUGUCAGUUCCGAGAUCAUGCCGGCCGAAAGAAUUAUUGAAGACAACCCCCUUGGGUCUCUCUGCAGAGGUAUUUUGGACCUCAAUACCUACAAUGUCGUGAAGGCCGCUCAGGGGAAAAACCAGAAACCAUUCAUCUUCAUCCUGGAGCCCAAGAAGCAGGGGGACCCUCCCAUGGAGUUCGCCACAGACCGUGUGGAGGAGCUGUUCGAAUGGUUUCAGAGCAUCCGGGAGAUCACGUGGAAGAUGGAUACAAAGGAGAACAACAUGAGGUACUGGGAAAAGAACCAGUCCAUCGCCAUUGAGCUCUCCGGCCUGGUUGUCUACUGCAAGCCAACCAGCAAAACCAAGGACCAUUUGGAAAACCCCGACUUCCGAGAAAUCCGCUCCUUCGUAGAGAUGAAGGCCAACAGCAUUGUCAGACAGAAGCUGGGAGAUCUCCUGUGGUACAAUCACAAGGGCCUGACCCGAGUCUACCCAAAGGGACAGAGAGUUGACUCUUCAAACUAUGACCCCUUCCGGCUAUGGCUCUGUGGCUCCCAGAUGGUAGCGCUCAAUUUCCAGACUGCAGACAAGUACAUGCAAAUGAACCAUGCGUUGUUUUCGCUCAAUGGGCGGACGGGCUACGUCCUGCAGCCCGAGAGCAUGCGGUCUGACAAGUACGACCCGAUGUCCCCAGAGUCGCAAAGGAAGAUCUUGAUGACUCUCACCGUCAAGGUUCUUGGCGCACGCCACCUCCCCAAACUUGGGCGGAGUAUUGCCUGUCCCUUUGUAGAGGUGGAAAUCUGUGGAGCCGAAUAUGACAACAACAAGUUUAAGACAACGGUUGUGACAACUCCUUCAAGAUCCCAACAUGCGCUGACCCUGCCAUGUGCCGACCACCAUGCCAAGGUGGGGCUGUGGUCUGAGGAAAGUGCUGCAGGUGUUUGGAUUCACUCUGAGAUGGACAUCAUGGAGAUAAAGGAAAUCUGCCCAGGGAGGAGCUGUAAGGACUUCGAGCGUGCCAAGGCCGUCCAUCACCAAGAGGACUGCUGCUUCACCAUCCUCUAUGGCACCCAGUUCGUCCUCAACACGCUCAGUCUGGCAACCGACUCGAAGGAGGACGCAGUGAAGUGGUUGUCUGGCUUGAAGAUCCUCCACCAGGAAGCCAUGAGCGCAUCUACUCCCACCAUGAUCGAGAGUUGGCUGAGAAAGCAGAUUUAUUCAGUGGAUCAAACCAGAAGAAACAGGUCCUGCUGCUGCUGUGGCAACACGGAAAAUCAGAAAAUCCACCUUUUCCGAGAGACCCUAGAGACAUUUUCAAAAGAACCUUUGGCCGAAGCACCCCAGAAAGAGCAGCUGACACAAGAAAUCUGUGCACACAAAGACGACCUCAGUUUUGAACAGUUCCAUCUCUUCUAUAAAAAACUUAUGUUUGAGCAGCAAAAAUCGAUACUCGACGAAUUCAAGAAGGACUCCUCUGUGUUCAUCCUGGGGAACACAGACCGGCCAGAUGCAUCUGCUGUCUACCUGCAGGACUUCCAGAGGUUUCUCUUACAUGAACAGCAGGAGCUUUGGGCUCAGGAUUUAAGCAAAGUCCGGGAGCGGAUGACCAAGUUUAUUGACGAUACGAUGAGGGAAACCUCAGAGCCCUUCUUGUUUGUGGAUGAGUUCCUCACAUACCUGUUCUCAUGAGAAAACAGCAUCUGGGAUGAGAAAUACAACGUGGUGGACAUGCAGGACAUGAACAACCCCUUGUACCUCACCAGGGACCAGCUGCGCAGCGAGUCGUCCAUAGAGGCGUACAUCCGCUGCCUGCGUGCCGGCUGCCAUUGCAUUGAAUUGGGCUGCUUGGAUGGGCCUGAUGGAAAACCCAUCAUCUACCACGGCUGGACGCGGACCACCAAGAUCAAGUUUGAUGAUGUUGUGCAAGCCAUCCGGGACCAUGCCUUUGUUUCCUCCAGCUUCCCUGUGAUCCUGUCCAUCGAGGAGCACUGCAGCGUCGAGCAGCAGCGCCACAUGGCUAAGGUGUUCAAGGAGGUGUUGGGAGAUCUGCUGCUGACAAAGCCCACGGAGGCCAGUGCCGACCAGCUGCCCUCACCCUGCCAGCUGCGAGAGAAGAUCAUCAUCAAGAAAUGGACUCGCCACUACUGUGCCAUUGCUGACGCCAAGCUGUCCUUUAGCGAUGACAUUGAACAGAAUGUGGAGGAGGAGCUGGUUCAGGAUACUCCCCCUACAGAGCUGCAUUUUGGGAAGAAGUGGUUCCAUAAGAAGGUGGAGAGGAGGACCAGCGCUGAAAAACUCCUGCAGGAGUACUGUGCCGAGAUGGGGGCCAAGGACGGCACCUUCCUGGUGCAGGAGAGCGAGACCUUCCCCAACGACUACACCUUGUCUUUCUGGCGGUCAGGCCGUGUGCAGCACUGCAGGAUCCGCUCCACCAUGGAAGGCGGAACCAUGAAGUACUACCUGACAGACAACACCAUGUUCAACAGCAUCUACGCCCUCAUUCAGCACUACCGGGAAACACACCUGCAUUGUGCGGAGUUCGAGCUUCGGCUUACCGACCCAGUGCCCAACCCCAACCCGCAUGAGUCUAAGCCAUGGUACUACGACAGGCUGAGCCGGGGGGAGGCAGAGGACAUGCUGAUGUGGAUCCCCAGAGAUGGAGCCUUCCUCAUCCGGAAGCGGGAGGGGACUGACUCCUACGUCAUCACCUUCAGGUAG
This is a messenger RNA of Nannospalax galili (Upper Galilee mountains blind mole rat), 2763 nucleotides long. Its product is annotated as 1-phosphatidylinositol 4,5-bisphosphate phosphodiesterase gamma-2-like. NCBI's taxonomy places the organism in Eukaryota, Metazoa, Chordata, Mammalia, Rodentia, Spalacidae. Gene Ontology annotation, biological process: lipid metabolic process; phosphatidylinositol-mediated signaling; positive regulation of epithelial cell migration. The record is from RefSeq and is a predicted model, not a curated record. The transcript is spliced from 24 exons. Gene Ontology annotation, molecular function: phosphatidylinositol-4,5-bisphosphate phospholipase C activity.